AUGAUUACUCUCCGUAACGAUCAAAUACACUUAAUGCUAAUCUUCAAAAAUUUCACUAUCAACAAAGAAGAACCGAGAAGUUAUUUAAUCAGUAAAAUACAUGCUGCACAAAAAUUUUUUAUGAUUGCAGUUCUUGAAUGGAGAAAGCAUUAUGUUCCUUCACUGAUUACAAUCAGUGAUGCUCAUGCUUACUCGCAUUUGAGUUCCACAUUGAAAGAUUUUCCGGAAAUUCUCAUGGAGCAGAAGAAAUUUGCAUCCAAUGGGAUUAUUGAGAAAUGGCUUAAAAAUCCCCUUACAAAUUUGGAAUGGAUUAAGGAGCCUCAGUGCAAACCUAACUUGGCUGACCUACGUAGACCUCCUUUAUCUUCAGAGUUGGCUCUUUAUAUACCCGUACAGUAUGAGAGAUUAUAUGUACCAUGUGCUGAUUUUUUAGGAUGGAAAGUAAAAAAAUUGCUGGCAUUAAAAAAAUACGCUAAAAAAAAAACAAACCUAGAGUCUUUUCUUGAGAAAUCACUUGAAAAACAAAUCAUGACACACGGAGUCUUGUUUAAAGCCGGUAAAUUUUUACUAGUUUUGCUGUUUUUUCCUGAGCGCAUAAAUCACAUUCACCUUUUGGAAUACUUGCAUAUCAAAAUGCCCGUAUACUUUACAUUUUCCCGAAUAUCGCACAAACCCUUUAUACCAAGCUUGAGGCAACUUUAUAAUCUUCUUAUGAUUAAUGUCUACGUUUCUAAAAAAGAAGGACUGGUUUAUAUUUUGCUUUUUGAUGCCAACUUUGUAAAAACUUUGUCCGCUGUUGAGCUUCCUUGGGAAAAAAGAAGUGAAUUUUUAUCAACACAGUAUUCAGAUGAACAAGCACGAACUGAGUUUUUUACUGAGGCUUCUAAUGAAACCAAUGUUUCUUCGACUCUUGAAAUGCAUCCUGAAAAGGAAAACUCUGAUUCGUCAAAGUCAAUACAAAAUAAAUCUGUCAGUAACUUGACAAGUUCUGGACUGGUGACCGAGUCGGUCGCAACGACUGUCUCUCCAGCAACAAUGAAGGGGGAACAUUUAAAAAGGAAUACAUCAUUUUCUACCGAAAGGCAUGAAGUUAUGCUUACAAGCAAAUCAUCAAAUUAG
Messenger RNA from Echinococcus granulosus, 1119 nucleotides. RefSeq lists its product as hypothetical. The record is from RefSeq and is a predicted model, not a curated record. The coding region runs from base 1 to 1119 and encodes 372 amino acids. Lineage: Eukaryota; Metazoa; Platyhelminthes; Cestoda; Cyclophyllidea; Taeniidae. The transcript has 8 exons.